GGGGGUAUGGUAUGUGUGUAUUUACUCUGCAGACUGUUGGUACUGUCUGUCCCAUUAUUAUAGCAAAAAGGUGACAGGAAAACUAGAAUAGAGACUGGGACUUCAUUUAAGGGACGGUUUGGGCUUAAUGUUUUUUGUGGCAAAGCAGACAGAGUUAAUUUAUUACUUAGAAUAUCCACUAUGGCUGUGAGGGGGCCUUAAGAAGUGAUUUGAAAGCUUUCAUUCUAUAUCCCUGUUCUACUUGGACUGGAUUGGUAAAUUACUGGGUAUCAUUCUUAAAUUUUUGUUUUCCAACAAGUUUCUUUUAUUGUUAAGUUGCCUUCUACAGGACAUUCCUUUGAAAGUAUUAGAGCUCACAGACAGCUUGAAGCAGACAUCCCAACUCUGUGAACUUCAGCUUGGGCAUAAAUUUCAGGUUGGCUUCCUAACAUUAAAGAGAAAAUGCUGCUAUCAGUGACUUCAAGGCCUGGGAUUUCGACUUUUGGCUAUAACAAGAACAACAAGAAGACAUAUGUGUCAUUGUCUCAGCCAAUGGCACCACCUAGUCCAAGCAACAGUACCCCUAACAGCAGCAGUGGGAGCACUGUAAAUGACCAGCUGAGUAAAACCAACCUCUACAUCCGGGGAUUGCAGCCAAGCACUACUGACCAGGACCUAGUCAAGUUGUGUCAGUCAUAUGGCAAGAUUGUCUCCACUAAGGCCAUACUGGACAAGACCACAAACAAAUGCAAAGGCUAUGGCUUUGUGGACUUUGACAGUCCUUCAGCAGCACAGAAAGCUGUAACAGCACUGAAAGCCAGUGGUGUGCAAGCACAGAUGGCAAAGCAACAGGAGCAGGACCCCACUAAUUUAUACAUCUCAAACCUCCCACUGUCAAUGGAUGAGCAAGAACUGGAGGGAAUGCUGAAGCCCUUUGGCCAGGUUAUUUCCACUAGAAUCCUUCGAGACACCAGUGGGACCAGCAGAGGGGUUGGCUUUGCAAGGAUGGAGUCCACAGAGAAGUGUGAAGCCAUCAUCACCCACUUUAAUGGAAAAUAUAUUAAGACACCCCCUGGAGUACCAGCCCCAUCUGAUCCCUUGCUUUGCAAGUUUGCUGAUGGGGGUCCAAAGAAACGACAGAACCAAGGAAAAUUUGUGCAAAAUGGACGGGCCUGGCCAAGGAAUGGAGACAUGGGUGGUAUGGCCUUGACCUAUGACCCCACCACAGCUCUUCAGAAUGGGUUUUACCCAGCUCCUUAUAACAUCACCCCCAACAGGAUGCUUGCUCAGUCUGCACUGUCCCCGUAUCUUCCAUCUCCUGUGUCUUCAUAUCAGAGAGUAACUCAGACAUCUCCUCUACAAGUACCUAACCUGUCUUGGAUGCACCACCAGUCAUACCUCAUGCAGCCUUCAGGUUCAGUGCUGACACCAGGAAUGGAUCAUCCUAUUUCUCUCCAGCCUGCCUCCGUGAUGGGACCUCUUACCCAGCAACUGGGCCACCUCUCGCUCAGCAGCACGGGCACAUAUAUGCCAACAGCUGCAGCUAUGCAAGGAGCGUACAUCUCCCAGUACACCCCUGUGCCUUCUUCCAGUGUUUCAGUUGAGGAUGGCGGCAGCCAGCAAAAUCAAGUGACAGUGGAUGCUCCCUCAGACCAUGGGGUCUAUUCUUUCCAGUUCAACAAGUAACAGUGGAUUUCCCUCCCCAUCUUUGUUGAGUAUAAAUGAAUUCUUGGAGAUGCUGAUGCUCCAGACUCCAGAGGGCUGACCAGCAAUACAGCCCCUCUGUGGGCCCAGCUGAGGACUAACACUUGGUCAUCGGUUUUCACAGGCCUGGGCCUGGAAAAAGAAGUCUCUGCACUCCUGCCCUGUGCUCUUCCUCCACUCCUGGUGGAGCCUGGAGGAACUGUCACUUUGUGUGUGUGCUACAGUCAAGGAGACCAAAAAGACUUCUUUUCUUUUGUGAAGAAAGUUUUAUGUUUUGUUUUAAACUGCAAUAUACUCUUUCCCUACCCCAAAGAGACACGGUGCCUGGAGCUUGUUCUCGUCUUUAUGAAAAACAGUUUUUGAUGUGUUGGACUUAUUUGGGAAGGCUUUUUAAACAAAUUAUUUUCUUAAAAGAAAAAGGUGUGGUGCUAGAACACUGAUGGAGUCCUACUGUGGGCCCUACUUACUGAGUUUAGUUAUGGACCUUUUGGCGGGGGGUGUAAGAAAAUAUGCAGACUUUUAAAGUUUUGUUUUAUAAAGCUCUUAGAUCACACAUCCCAUCUCUUCUUCACAUACAUUUUAUGCCUUCUUUCAUCCAGAGUGUUCUUUUUCUCUUUUCCAUACAGCAGAACCUGCCUACUUUGCCUCUUUACAGUUUUUAAUUUUGUGAAUUUCUUUUUUGAAUGAAAUUUCAUACGGAAUUUUGGGGGGCUGGGCAAGGAACAAGGUAGAACACUAAGCAGGCAGUGGAAGUGGCUUUUCCUCCCUCUGCCCUGCCACAUCCUAGGAGGAAAGACUAGACUUUGCCCUCCGGAAGCAGAGAUGUGAUCUAGGCUCACUAAGGAGACAAUCCCACAGCCUUAGGAAGCCAUCCUUGAUCCAAAUUUGGAUGAAGACUAGGUUUUCCCUGGCGAGUUCCGGAGGAAUGGACCUACUGACUUCUGACUAACUCUUCUCACUGCCGAGGCCAACACCACAUCCUCUGAGAAAAUGUCUUCCCUUGCUACAGCUUUUCAGGAAUACCUGCUUUUCUGAUUCCUAGAGGAUCUUUUCUGCCCUGGGUCUCAAGGACUCUCUCUUCCCUAUCUCACAUCGUUGCUGUGCUCAGAGCCUUUGCUUUUGUGACCUUGCUGAAUCCAUUUAGGUUCCUUCCCCACCACGGACAAUCAGCUGCUUUACCUCUAGACCAGCGAUUCUCAAAGAGGUGGUUUUGUCGCCUAGAGGCCACUUGGCAAUCUCUGGAGACAUUUUUGGUUGUUGUGCCUGGGGGUGGGGCUGUGUGCUACUGGCAGCUAGUGGCUGGAGACCAGGGAUUCUGCUAAACACCCUGCAGGGCACAGCAGAGCCCCAACUCCCCCAGCAGAGAAUUGUCUGGCUCAAAAUGUCAGUAGUACCAAGGUUAGGAAACCUUGAUGUAGACAGUGUCAUCCCUGCCUCCUGUACCAGAGGACUUGGUAAAUUCCCAUCCCAACCCUGGACACACAGUGCCUUUUGACACUCAGGCAGCUAGUUGAGAGGGACAGAACUGAGGUUCUUGAAUUUUCCCCAGGCUUUGACCUUCGGCACAUCUGUGUACAGCAAGAGCUGUCCUUGAAAGGCUUGUGCCAUGUGCACACACGUUCAGAGGGAUAGAGGUGGGGACUGUUCUGUGUGUGUGCUGUGCAGGGGCGGGAAAGGACAAAGCUCUUUGUAACUGUCCAGAGCAACCUGCCCUAGUGUGUUUGGGCCCCUUUUCCAGGGAACCAGGACAUCAAAAAUAAUCUUCCUGCUUGUGGAAGGACAGCAGGGAGCUGGGAUGGAAAAGGGCCAUAAACCCCAUCUCACUAUUUACAAGGUCAGGAGUCCUUCAAAAAAAGGCUAUAAUUUGCUCUUCAACUCCAUCACCUUCUGCAAGACCUGACUAUGCACACGGAGACAGAUAGGAGGAAGCCUUUGUCCAUCUUCUAGGAAAUAAGAUCCUGCACCUGUCUCUUCCCAGUCACUCCUUCUGCACUGAAAGGAGAGUUCUGCUCCCCUUCACUUCAAGGUCAGGUGCCUUUCCACCAGACAAUCAGACAGAAAGCCAAAUGAUGGAGAAUGGAGAAACAGGUGUUCAGUUUCUGUAGGGGAGAAGGAGAUGCUAUUGGGCGGGAAGAAGCUGUAUUAUCAGUUGUUGUACAUAGAGCUUGGGCCUAGCUCCCCUCCACCCAUCCCAGAGUUGAGAGUCCUAACGCUCCCUACCCUUAGAGUGUCCUUUUGUACAUCCUGGGGUUAAGGGAGUAGGGGUAGGGGACAAUAGGUAGGAUGUAAAGUAUAAAGGAUAAAAUCGCCACUAUUAAUUUUCUCACAGGUACUUCCAACCUCAGGAAGGGUUUAUCUAAUGUAAAACAGCCCCAAACCCAGUAACUUUAUAGAAGGUUUUGGCUGGGCAGGUAUCUCUUGCUUCUGAGUCUCUACUCCUUAGUCAAGGAAAAUACACCACAUAUUUCUUGUCAGUGGCCUUGAAGAAAAGGAGAAAAAUCUAGAAUCCUGUUCAUUUAAUUAAUAGUAGUUUGGGGGAGCCUUGCUUUGCUAGGAGGCUUAGUGAAAUGAGGGCCUUUCACGUGUAGAAACUGUUGUUGAUGUCACUGCUGCCGCUCCUCUGCCUCCCAGAAUUCCUGGUUCUGUCUACUUUCUCUGUCUGUAUUUAAAUGUUUAAAUGGCUGUAAUUUUGCUUUGUUUUGUUUUAAAAUUCUGAAGUUACCUUUUGUGUGUUCUCAUGUGAAUCUGCUUAAUGGAUUUUAUUAAUGGGUGUUUCUGGUUUGGGCAGGUUUGGGCAUGGGAAGUGACGGAGAGCCUGAAGUUAUUUUUGUAAUGGUUAAUGGCAUCGUGGAAUUUUGUUUGGGCCUUUUUGGGUUACACUCAUGAUACUUUUUGCCUAAUUGUUAGUUCAUUUCUAACAGUUCAUAACAUGGGUGAGUGAUUGGAAAAAGGAGACAAGGAAGGAGGGAUACUUUUUCUCCCAUGAAAUAGCGCCACUGGUGGCAGUGGUGGCAGAGGAAUUGUAGGGGGAGACUUCAAGCUCACAGCCUAGGGCUGGGCUCUUUAAACACUAUGCUAAUGUUUUCUGAAUCCUGUCUUCAUGGAGCCCAGGUCAUAACUCUCUCUGUACUUCAUACCCCCGCUCAUUACAGAUGCUCAUAACAUUCUUAAAAUAUUUUAGUACUUUGUAUUUUUCUCUUUUCAGUCAAAUGGAACAUACUAGAUCCCUUUCUCAGAUGAUACAAUCCUUUACUAGCCUCAGAGCCUGCCCAUCCCAUCUCAUGCCGGUGUUAUUACUGCUCCUCUCUCGCUCUGAGAUGAUACUCAGCCCCGAGGCUGAUUAGACCUUUUGGAGGAGGGUGUGGGUCGAGGUUAGGGAAGAUGUGGGAAUGAUGAUGGGGAGAGAUGUUAUUUUUAAAGUGUGUUUUUAACCAAAGGAUUUGAAGAGUUGCCUAGGCUAGGAAGCCUGGUGACUCUGAAGAGGUAAUAAAUAGCCCUUGUCAGUAAGAGAUGGGGGUAGUAGGGGGACAUUACUUGCACUGAGUGUGAGGACUGUGCUGCUCUACUGACCAUCCCUGGAUUGGGCCACCUCAGCCGAGUUCCAUUCUUCCUUUCCUAACUUACUGAUCAGGGAGCUCAUUCAGCCCCUUGGUGCCUGCCUGCAUUGCUUAUUCCCUGCUGCUUCAGUGUCUACCGUUUGGGGACGUACAUGUGGGUUGUUACUUUGCUCCACAAAGGUGAGGUGAGAGGCCUUGCUGGAAUGGAAUGUUGCAGGGAUCCCCAUAGAAUCAUCUUCUAGGGAAAAAAAAAAAAAUCGUUGCUGUUCUCUUAUGCACGUGCCCGCCGCACCCCUCCCCACUUCUUGGGAGAGCAGCAGCAUUGUACCUAUGAGGGGGUUACCUUGAACUUCUUGGCCUAGGGCAAUAAACUUGGGUCAGUGAUCAGAUCUAAACUUGUCCUCAGGCUCUGCUAGACCAGCGUCAGAGAAGAGGGUGGGUGUUAUGAAAGCCAGUCUGUAAGGGCUAGGUCUUAAUUCCUUGUGCCUUGUCACACUGGAUCCUUCCUGAUUCCCUCUUAAACCAACUACUCCAUUUCUAUGCUACCUGCAUUUUAGGUCCUUCCAAGCAUUAGCAGAUCCCUCGUUUGCUCAGCUUUUACUCCUUCCUUUCGUAGGAGGGUCUUCCUUCAACAGCUGAGAUGGGCCUGAGAGCUCUAGCACCCUUUUCAUCUUUGCUGAAUUCUGCUGCACCUCCCUAGGGGUGGUCCCCACAUGACUGUAGUAAUUAGAAAGCUAGGUGCCCUCUCACCCCAGUUACCACUGCUCCUUCUCCCUGGCAUGUCCACGUCUGUUUUGAAUGAACCAUUCUCCAGGUGUAUCCCAGAACUUUCUUGUCUUUGUUAAAGACCUACCUCACAGCUUCACAAUUGAACAUGGGCACAAGCACCUGGUUUACUUCUUUCCUUCCUUUACUCUGUCCUUCCUUUCAUGAGGGUUAGGAAGAUGGGGGCUACAAAGGGCUCACAAUCAAAUGCAAAAACUCUUUUGGUUAUUUCUGUUUCUGGAAUGUCUUCUUUGAGAUUUUUACCUCAUUUAUCACCCUAGAAUAGUGUGAACUCUUCAGUUAGUUAGGUCUUGCUGUGGUAUGCCAGGGGAAUAGGCUGAGUAAUGACUGCUUAGAAUAUUAACUAAUGCUUGGGAGCCACCCCCAGGAACACCAACAUGGGAGCAGAGCUCAGAACUUGAGAGGAUAAGAGCUUGCCAGUGGCUGCCAUUAGCUGAGAAGGUAAACAUGCACCAAAGAGGGCAUCUGGGAUUUUUAUAGGGCUGAAAGCAGAGAUGUUCCUUCUCCACCUAUUCCAGUUAGUUUACAGGGUCACCAAAACAAAACUUCCAGCCUGGAGUGUGAUAAGCUUUCCUAGCCUGAGUAAAGAAAAGUUCUCGCCCCAUUACUGGUGUCCACAUCCCCCAACACACACAUUUUUUUUCGGGUGGCAAGUGCUCUCUAGCAUGCACUUAUCACCUUGGACAGGAAAUAAGUUUAAUUUAUACUCAAAACACAUUUUGUACACUUUUUCUUUACCCAGAGGUUUCCAGUUUUAUACUCUUGCCACAUCUGUGCCAAUGCUACCCAUUCUUCUUUUUCUGACUCUUGGUAUUCACUUGUUCCUUCCCUACAAUUGGGGAGAACUUUGUCUUAUUUCAACUUCUGAAAUAAAACACAAAAGUC
Molecule: messenger RNA, 6911 nt
Organism: Balaenoptera musculus (blue whale)
Lineage: Eukaryota; Metazoa; Chordata; Mammalia; Artiodactyla; Balaenopteridae
Gene: RBMS2
Product: RNA binding motif single stranded interacting protein 2
Exons: 16
Coding region: 442-1665 (407 amino acids)
Cellular component (GO): nucleus; ribonucleoprotein complex; cytosol
Molecular function (GO): poly(A) binding; poly(U) RNA binding; mRNA 3'-UTR binding
Source: RefSeq, a predicted model, not a curated record